Molecule: messenger RNA, 1200 nt
Organism: Hibiscus syriacus
Lineage: Eukaryota; Viridiplantae; Streptophyta; Magnoliopsida; Malvales; Malvaceae
Product: eukaryotic translation initiation factor 4B3-like
Exons: 2
Coding region: 70-1194 (374 amino acids)
Molecular function (GO): translation initiation factor activity; mRNA binding
Source: RefSeq, a predicted model, not a curated record
UGCCAAACGCAACUCCUCAACCUAAAACGCAAGCUUCGAAACAGCGCCAAAGCACACCCCGGAAAAAUCAUGGAGGCAACUGUCUCUUCUCCUUGGGGCAAGCCCGGCGCGUGGGCUCUCGACGCCGAAGAGCACGAAGCUGAACUGGAACAGCAAAGCCACGCCGAUUCUUCCACCGAAAAGCUGGCCGAUUUCCCUUCUUUAGCCGCCGCCGCCACCACUAAGGCCAAGAAAAAGAAGGGCCAAACCGUAUCCCUCGCUGAAUUUACCUACGGCUCGGCUAAACCGAGCGAGCCUACACACUUCACUCAUGAGGAGGUCCUCGCGCUCCCCACCGGCCCUCGCCAACGUGCCCCAGAGGAACUCGAUCGUAACCGGCUCGGCGGCGGGUUUAAAUCGUACGGUUCGAACAGAUACAAUAAUUCCAACGGAGACGAUUCGUCGAGUAAUAGUAGAUGGGGAUCUUCUAGGGUUUCGAACAGAGAUUCCAAUAGAGAAAUUACUCCUUCACGCGCUGAUGAGAUUGAUAAUUGGGCGUCGGUUAAGAAAUCGAAGCCAACCGGUAAUGGGUUUGGCGGUGGAUUUGAGAGGAGAGAGAGAAGCAGCGGUGGAGGAGGGUUUUUCGAUUCGCAAUCCAAAGCUGAUGAAGUAGAUAACUGGGCUGCUAGUAAGAGUAAUAAUAGAAGCCCCAUUGGUGCACCGCCGCCUAGGAGAUUUGGGGUGGGUUUUGAUAGAAGAAGCAGUUUCGAUUCACUUCAACUGAGGGAUUCACCUAGGGAUUUGGAUAACUGGGGAAAGAAAAAGGAGGAGGCUGGCAGUGGUGCUGCUGGUAGUGGUGGUGCGAGGCCAAAGCUUGUUCUUCAGCCACGUACGAUAACUGUGACUGAUGACUCGACGGUGCCCAAGGUCAAAGGCGCAAAUCCAUUCGGUGAGGCGAGGCCGAGAGAGGAGGUGUUAAAGGAAAAGGGGAAAGACUGGAAGGAGAUUGAUGAGAAGCUUGAAGCUAUGAAGAUCAAAGAAACUGUCACUGUAACAGAGAGACCGAGAGAACGAAAGACAAGCUUCGGUAACGGCCAUGCACCGGCUUACAAGAGCUGGAGGAAGAGUGAACCUGUUGAAGCUGCAGCUGAUGCUGAUCAACCCCAAAGUGCUGAGAAUACGGAAAACGGCCAUGUCACAGAAUGCGAAGCUUAAGGUCCA